AAAAGCUCCAGUGAGCAGCAGCAGUUGGUCACUGACAGACGCUCCAUCCUCACAGCAGCCUGCAGCCUGAACAAUCCAACACCAGACGCAGAAUGAGAGCCUUGAUUUCAGUUGUGACCGUUUUGUGGGGGGUGGUAAUAGCCUCCACCGGCGCCAUCCACGGACUGUACAACUUCGGCCAGCACGAUUUAUUCCAGAAAAAGAACAGCUGCAAGCAAAUCCCUGAAAAUCUCCUGCUUUGCAAUGACAUAGAGUACACGAAGAUGCGCCUCCCGAACCUGCUGGGACACGAAACCAUGAAUGAGGUGCUGCAGCAAGCUUCGUCCUGGACGCCCCUGGUGCAGAAGCAGUGUCACCCCGACACCAGGAAGUUCCUCUGCUCGCUCUUCGCUCCCGUCUGCCUGGACGACCUGGACGAGGCCAUACAGCCCUGCAGGUCGCUGUGCGAGAGCGUCAAGCACGGAUGCGGGCCCGUCAUGCUGGCGUUCGGGUACCCGUGGCCGGAGAUGCUGGACUGCAACCGCUUCCCGCCCGACAACGACCUGUGCAUUCCGCCUGCAAGCAUUGAGAACGUCGUGCCUGUCACCAGAGAGGUGCCCAGGGUGUGUGAUGCUUGCAAAGAAACGGAAGAAAAUGGCAACGAAAUCGUUGACAGUCUGUGCAAGAAUGAUUUUGUUAUGAAGAUCAAAGUCAAGGAGAUCUCCUACAUUAAUGGUGACACCAAAAUAGUACCGGAGACCAAGACCAAGACCAUUUACACGAUGAACGGCGUGACGGAGCGUGACCUGCGGAGGACAGUGCUGUGGCUGAAGGAUGGGAUGCGGUGUAUCUGUGAGGAGAUGAACGACAUCAACGGCCCCUACCUGGUAAUGGGCCAGAAGAUGGACAGCCAUCUGGUCAUCACCUCCCUGAAGCGCUGGCAGAGAGGACAGCCCGAGUUUAAGAGGAUUUCCCGCAGCCUUCGUAAGAUGCAGUGUUAGGAAAGAAAGGAGGCUCCAGAUUUUAGGUUAAAUUUAGUUUAGCUUUUUCUGUUAAGCUGAGAUGUUUUUUGGUUUGUUCUCGAGAACAGAUUGCUCCGAGGUCUCAGACACUACAUAUCCCAGAUUCUUCCACUAUUGUUUUUUUUAUUAUUAUUUUUAUUUUAUUGAAGAUAAAUCAUAUUUUUAUUGUGCUUUAAUCCAAUUAAAUAUAUAUAGGAUACAAGUUGUGGGAGGUCCUCACGUUUAUGAAAUGUACUCCAUUAAUGAACAAUUGUUUUAUUCAUCUUUAGUUCACUGUAAAUUGAACUUGGCCCCCUAGUGGACAUUUGGGGAAUACCAUGUCUUUUUAUAAAAAUGAGUUUUUCCUUCACCUCCCAGUAGUCCAUGUAAAUAACAUUCAGAUUGUAUUUAAGGUGGAGCAGAACACCAUCACAUGCAAACUAUAUGGGCCAUUGACUCUAACGUUAAAAACUACCAAAUUAUGAGCAGAUGGAAUGCAGCUACAUUUUUAAUCCUGCUCUUCUGUUCUAAAGCUCCACAAGUACUUUUUAGUGAUUGUGACUUAACAUCAAAAUAAAAACAGCUUUGAGGUGAGAAAUGAAUUAAAAAAGAAAAAGGAUGAAAAUAUUAUUUCUACAUGUUUGUCCAGCUUUUUCAGAUGUAUUUUUAGCCUUUGUGUCAGAUACAUAAAGACAGAUUAAUUUUGCAUGAUGCACAUUGAGUCUGAUGCUUGUGUGUGUGUGUGUUCAUAGAUGUUUAGACAGUAUUUGUACUUUUAGAUAUUCCCUGUAUUUUCUCAAGUCAAUAUGAGAGAUAGCUGGCUAUAUUCUCCUGUUCAUCCCUAUAAUAUUAUUAGUAGACUGUUUUAUGUGAGCAACUGCUGUUUUAGCCUCAGAUAAAACUUUUUUUUUUUUUACUCUAGCGCUCAUUUUCAUGCUUGUUUGUUUGUUUGGUUGUUAAUAUUAGGAUCUGCAUCUUCAAUGAUUUUGUUUGUUCCAAGCAAAAUCUGGUCAUAACCAUCAGUGUCUCAAUAUACAGUAAAGUAUGAGUUUAUUACCUGUUUAGAUUAAACAAGCAAUGAGCUUAUUGCUUGUUUAAUCUAAUGUAAUAAUUUUUAAAGUUUUCUGAUGUAAAUAUACAAUAUUGCCACGUAUGUAGUUUCAGGUGUUCCUCGCUACAUGUUUAAAGAGGUCAAUUUGUUGCCUAUGUGGAUGAGUGUUCAGAAUAAAGUUUGAAUCUUUUUCA
Messenger RNA from Poeciliopsis prolifica (blackstripe livebearer), 2225 nucleotides. RefSeq names its product secreted frizzled-related protein 2 (gene sfrp2). Gene Ontology annotation, molecular function: Wnt-protein binding. NCBI's taxonomy places the organism in Eukaryota, Metazoa, Chordata, Actinopteri, Cyprinodontiformes, Poeciliidae. The transcript has 3 exons. Gene Ontology annotation, biological process: canonical Wnt signaling pathway; negative regulation of canonical Wnt signaling pathway; non-canonical Wnt signaling pathway. The coding region runs from base 93 to 980 and encodes 295 amino acids. The record is from RefSeq and is a predicted model, not a curated record.